AUGACCAUCACAGCUGGAAAGUGUUCCAAGCACAUUAAAAAGUUUUUCACAUAUGGGUUAAAGAAAAACGUCCUCCCGUACUUUCUGCACUGCAAAAAUAAACCCUUCCUCAUGAACUCCAAAUAUGUGCAAAAGUACUCCCUCGAGUUUGUCCCCAAAAGUGUUAUUAACAGGUCAGCUCAGAGGAGGGACACCCAGGCAGGGGGGAGAUACAUCCAAGACAAACGGAGAAUAAAAAAAGAUGGAUGA
This is a messenger RNA of Plasmodium coatneyi, 249 nucleotides long. RefSeq lists its product as uncharacterized. NCBI's taxonomy places the organism in Eukaryota, Apicomplexa, Aconoidasida, Haemosporida, Plasmodiidae. The transcript has 2 exons. The record is from RefSeq and is a predicted model, not a curated record. Bases 1 to 249 code for a protein of 82 amino acids.